Microthlaspi erraticum is the source of this 381-nucleotide messenger RNA. The record is from the annotation of a GenBank genome assembly. Lineage: Eukaryota; Viridiplantae; Streptophyta; Magnoliopsida; Brassicales; Brassicaceae.
AUGCUCGGCACGGUGGUGCAGUGGUGGUUAACGUAUUAUCGCCUGAAAUUUGGCCGGCGGAAUCGAGAGAGAAAGUGGAGAAAUGAGCCAAGCGAAACUGACGAGGACUCAAUCGUCGUUGCUGAGAUCAUCUCCGACGAUUCGAUCUUCGAUUCACAGUCUCUCAUCAAUAACAGAAUGCGAUUUCGACGAAAUCUCUCACCACCGGAAUCAGGAUCUGGAAGCUGGCGAGAAAGAGGAGAAGCAGAGGAGAAGAAAACAACAGUCGAAAUCAUUCGGGUCGACCCGGAUAAAACCGGGUCUCACCUUCACGCUCGCUUCCCUCUCCUUCCUCAGCCUCUCCUCCUUCUUACUAUUCUUCGUCUUCUCCCAAACCGGUGA